GAACGACGAAGCUCUGAUUCACCAGUCCAAGAGGGAGGUCAUGGAUAAUUUGAGAUCUGUGCUCUGGGUAUUGAUUUUAGUCCGUACAUCGCGAGCCUUUACCUCGUGAUGUCUCUUUCUGGCGAACCCGCAGAGUAUUUGUCUACCUUUGCCACCUAAGGUCCAACGCUCCGCGUCACGUCACCCGUCACCCGUCGCCCGUCACCCGUCACGCACACCCAACCCAUCUCGGAUCUUGGAGCUUCAACCCGAUAUAAACAAUGACGCCAAAUAGGGGCAGCCCCAGCCGCGAGGCAUCGGGUUUCUUGCCUGCUCUGGCCAGGUUCUGGAAACGUUCUCAUGCUCCUGAUUAUUUGGGAUUUCUCGUGCUCCUGUUCGGAUACAUCUUGAUUAUCCUCUUCGUGGAACCGUUCCACCGGAUGUUUGUCAUUGACGACCUACGGAUUAUGUAUCCUCAUGCCGAAGUCGAACGAGUCUCCGUCCUCAUGAACUUCGUCUACGCCCUCUUCAUCCCCCUGGGCAUCAUGAUCGCCUACAACACCAUGACAAAAGCCAGCCGCCACAAACACGAAGUCACCUACCUCUGCUUCGCCGUCGCCCUCGUCACUGCCUCCUUCCUCACCGACGUCAUCAAGAACGCCGUGGGCCGGCCCCGCCCCGACCUCAUCGCCCGCUGCAUGCCCCAGGAAGACACCCCAGCCGGCGUCCUCGUCACCUCCGACGUCUGCACCGAGACCGAACACCACCGUCUCCACGACGGGUGGCGGUCCUUCCCUUCCGGCCAUUCUUCCUUCGCCUUUGCGGGUCUCGGCUUCCUCAGCCUCUUCUUCGCCGGCCAGCUGCACGUCUUCCGCCACGAGGCGGGAGGGCGGGACCUCAGCCGUGCGCUCGUGUGUCUCGUGCCCUUGUUAGGGGCCGCCCUGAUCGCCAUUAGCCGCUGCGAGGAUUACAGGCACGACGUGUACGACGUCUGCGUGGGCUCCCUGCUGGGCUACACCGUCGCGUAUUGGAGCUAUAGGCGCCACUGGCCGCGACUGACAGCUAGGGAUUGCGACGAGCCUUACCCGUAUCCUGGGUCCGACACGAAACCGAGCUGGACUCGACUAAGAGACGAGGAGGAAGGGGGGACGUCUCGUGGAAAUAUCCGGUGAAACGAUUGCCUUCCUCUGUUGGAAUACUCCAGAUGCACCGAAGGUUGCAUCUUUUGUCGUUGGAUAUGACGGCCAAUUAGAAUUAUAGCCAUGGUUGUGUUGUGGUUAGCCCCUAGGACAUGGACCUGGGCCUUCACUGCACUUUAUUGGAACAAUAUGCGAAAUAAAUGGCGGGCAUGGCAUCAGCCGUUCGUCGCAUGUAUUGAUUGGUAUUUGUAUUUGUACACUGUCCCUAGCAGACUUCUAGUGUCCUUUAACUUCCUCUUCACGAAAAUUCAUCCAUCAGGUGCGCCCGUCGC
Messenger RNA from Sodiomyces alkalinus F11, 1450 nucleotides. Its product is annotated as PAP2 superfamily protein. Bases 261 to 1151 code for a protein of 296 amino acids. The transcript has 5 exons. Gene Ontology annotation, molecular function: phosphatidate phosphatase activity. Gene Ontology annotation, biological process: phospholipid metabolic process. Lineage: Eukaryota; Fungi; Ascomycota; Sordariomycetes; Glomerellales; Plectosphaerellaceae. The record is from RefSeq and is a predicted model, not a curated record.